AAAUUGACUUAAAGCAUUUUUCUGUCAUAGGCAUCAGGAGUACAAGUGGCUGAUGAAGUAUGCCGUAUCUUUUAUGACAUGAAAGUUCGGAAGUGCUCCACGCCAGAGGAAAUCAAGAAAAGGAAGAAGGCAGUUAUCUUCUGUCUCAGUGAAGACAAAAAGUGCAUUGUUGUGGAAGAAGGCAAAGAAAUCCUGGUGGGAGAUAUUGGCGUAACGGUUUCUGAUCCUUUCAAGCAGUUUGUGCAGAUGCUCCCUGAAAAGGAUUGCCGUUAUGCCUUGUAUGAUGCAAGCUUUGAAACAAAGGAAUCAAAAAAAGAAGAGUUGAUGUUCGUCCUGUGGGCACCAGACCAAGCGCCUCUCAAGAGUAAGAUGAUCUAUGCAAGCUCUAAGGAUGCAAUCAAAAAGAAAUUUCAAGGUAUGUAAUACAGGCAACACUUCCUGACUUGGC
This is a messenger RNA of Chelonoidis abingdonii (Abingdon island giant tortoise), 448 nucleotides long. NCBI's taxonomy places the organism in Eukaryota, Metazoa, Chordata, Testudines, Testudinidae. The record is from RefSeq and is a predicted model, not a curated record.